GGACUCGAGAUAUCAUAAGCACAUUUUACAGCACAGAGAAACCACAACCAAUGAUCCGACUCUCAGAGUCUAUUUUCAUAGAUUAUUCCUCUCCGCCAACCAAAACUUUAGGUAGCUGACUAAUCGCGCCCGACCUUGUUCCUAUCAGCCCCAACCUAGUGAACAGCUAACGGUAACUACAGCCGAAAAAUUAGCCUCACUGACCUCUUAUCUUCAAAAACUCCCCCUCUAUUUCAUCGACCCCGCCACCUCAACAAUUUAUACGGCAAGGAAGAAGAAGAAGGGGACACUCAAACACCUGUCAAACAGGAACGCAGGCGAAACGAAAUGGGCUGGUUCUGGGCAGAGCAAGAACAAAAACCCACUCCGAGGUUCAGGCCUAGGCCUCCUCCGAAGCAUCCAACAUCUGGAUCUCCACCGGUAAUCCUCCUAAUCCCCUAGCCCUCCGCUUUUUCCCUUUUAAAACAACAAACUGAUAAAACACUUUUGCAGCCCUCAUGCCCAAUGCACAAAUCCACCCCGCCAGACUUCUCCAAAAUCCUCGGCAGCAACAGCGACACCGCCUCGGAUAACGACAUCAACCCCCUGAACCUGAUGUUCAGCAGCCUCCCGCAAUCCCGCGCCCCAGGGCAAGGUACCCAUCUGCCAACGGAGCGUGAGACCUCCAGUAUCCCGCGUGGUGAUUCUGGAUUAUGGGAGUACCCAUCCCCGCAGCAGAUGUACAACGCGAUGCGCCGGAAGGGUUACGACGACACGCCCGAGGGGGCAGUAGAGAGUAUGGUCGCCGUGCACAACUUCCUCAACGAAGGCGCAUGGGGCGAGAUUGUGGAGUGGGAGAAGCGCUUCGGCGGCGGAGUGCUGAGUGCCCUGCUGGAUGCGCGCGAGCGGGGUGGGGCUCCCGAGAGGGAACAAGAAGGGUUCCCGAAGUUGGUUAGGUUUCAAGGGAAGAGCCGGGAGAUGACGCCCAAGGCGAGGAUGUUCCAGGUGCUUGGGAGAAUUUAUCCGGAAAGGUUUGGGUAGGUCUUCUUGAUCAAUUGACUGAUUGGUCGGGACUGUGAAGAGUGAUUUAGUGAUUGUGUGUUUAUUUUAGGGGACCCCCGCCAUUCGAUAGGCAUGAUUGGUACGUACUCCGACAGGGCGGACAGGAGGUUCGCUACGUUAUCGAUUAUUACUCUGCGCCGCCGGAGCCUACGGGUGAGCCGGUCUUCUACUUAGAUGUCAGACCGGCCAUUGAUAGGCCAAGUGCUAUCCUCGAGAUAGCUACGGUGUGGGGAGAAGAUUUGUGGGAACGGGCUAGCGGAGCAGAUGUCAGAAGAGCCGCGGCGGAGAAGGCUAAAAGGGAGUCCUCUUAACCCAUUUGUUCAUUCCUCAAUCAAUCAAUUAAUUAAUCAAUCGACUUUGGGAGCUUUCUAGUUCUUGUUUUUUUUCUUCCCCUCCUUUUCCCCCUUCUUUGCUUGUUUCACUACCUCCGUCAAUGGUACCUUCUUGCUUUAUGAAAUCUCCACUCUGUUGAGUUUCACGUUUUCUCUAUCCCCCCCGCAUUGGCUUUUCCCGAUCUACAAACUCCCAUUUCAAAUCUCCCGGGUCAUUGCACAUUGGUGGGGGUCAUCUAUUGAUCAAAGCUCAAGUGUAGUCUUUGUCUAUUUUCCUGUCACGCUCCCAAUCUACUCUUUUUUUGUGAAGAAAACGAUAAAA
Tuber aestivum (summer truffle) is the source of this 1695-nucleotide messenger RNA. NCBI's taxonomy places the organism in Eukaryota, Fungi, Ascomycota, Pezizomycetes, Pezizales, Tuberaceae. The record is from the annotation of a GenBank genome assembly.